Molecule: messenger RNA, 3155 nt
Organism: Zea mays
Lineage: Eukaryota; Viridiplantae; Streptophyta; Magnoliopsida; Poales; Poaceae
Exons: 6
Coding region: 256-2832 (858 amino acids)
Source: RefSeq, a predicted model, not a curated record
UGAAAAAAAUGAGGCCAUUCUUCACUGUGCUGCAAAGCGUGCGCGGACUAUCUUUGAAGGCGGUAACAGCUAGAGCGCGCACCUGAGAGGGAGAGAGAGGAGGAGCGCAUUCCUCUCUGCCUCGCACAGUUUGGUUUGUUUCGCUAAGGGGAGGAGAGAGAAACAAAGGGAGAUAACCCAUGGAGGGGAGGAGCUCCAAUUCCCUUCUCCGCAUGCGCGAGCGAUCUCUCGUCUCUUCCCCGCUUUGCUGGAACAAUGGCUGAGAGCAAGCGGUUUGAUACGAAGAGCACAGGUUGUCUUGAAGGCCUCUUCAACUUCCUUGCCCUCAACCAACGGUUGCAAAUGCCGAAGACGAUUGCCUAUCGAAGGCACAGCGAAGGAAGUGACAAUACACUCAGAAUGAAAGUCCCAAAGCCCAAAACUUGCAGUGAAAAAGAUGAAAACAUCCCGUUGCAGAAGGAAACUAGCAGUGACCCUCAAAUUGAUAAGGCCAACAUGUUCGUAUGGAGGACACUCAUGUUCAAGAGAAAAACACUCGGGAAAGACAAAAAGAAGAGCAGCUCACCGGCCAGCUCCCCAUCCUCAUCACGUCUGCUGCGCUCCAGAUCAAUCCAUCACUCGAAAUGCUUUGAUUAUGAGGUUCCUGAUGAGUUAGCUGCACAUUAUCAUGCAAUGAACAACUCGGGCUCCAUUGAAAUGGGUUCUUGUCACAGUGAACCGACACCAUUGCCACAUGAGUGUCCACAACAUCCCACUGUCCAAGAGCCUUGCAGGGCUUGUGGCAGCAUGGAUGGCAAAGGUAGCAUAGAUAUGGAGGCACCCAGUGAGACAGCACCUGGGAAUCUCACUGAUGAGAGUGAGGCUCUCGCUACACAAAAAACUCGUGAUGCUGCAACACAUCCUUCGAAGGAGUUCUUGGAUUUUCUUGAAUUAUUUAAUGCACAUAGGGAGCUAUUUUUGAAGAUUCUUCAUGACCCUUCAUUACUAGGAACACCUGAACAACAAGGGCAAGAAGCUUCAUCCAGUGGUUCUGUACCAUUGAACAAAUUGGAAUCAUUUCCAAGACCAGGAGGGUCAUCAGGGAAACGUAACCCUAUAUUUGAUCGGAGUGACAGUGAGAAAAACAUGCCAGAAAUCCAAAGGUCACCAUCAAGACCUACCUCUGACCCGGAAGCUGCAAAGGUCAUCAGUACAAGAAUGCCUACUGGUGUUGACAGCUCCGCAGUUUCUCUUGCAGAAUCAAGGAGCCUGAAGAAAGCUGGAACAGCUUCAAACCGUUUUAAAGCUAUCCGUAGAAAGAUAAAAGAUGUCGUAAGGGAGAACCGGAAAGAGCUUGCUCGGAUUACCAAGGAUGGGGUUUUCCACAAACUGCCAUAUGGCCAAAAAAUGACUGGGUUGACCAGGAGCUCCUCCAUGGAGAAGUUUGUCCAGGAGGAGAAACAAAUCCGAAGGACAUAUUCUAUUGCAGAAUCAGUAGACAAGUAUUCAACACUUUAUGAGUCAAUCUCUAGGGACUCAAGAAUUUCUCUAGAAAGAUUAAACAUAACAAUGGAAGGCGGUGCAAACUUAAAUGAUAAGAAGACGCCAACGAGCCUCAAAAGAAUAACCUCUCUUCCAGAGAUGCGGUUGUGUUCAUCUCAACUAGAGGUCCUGCCUGAAGUUUCAGCUUCUCGGAUUGGGUCCAAGAUUUGGAAUGUGGAAUCUGACCGCUUUUCUUCACGUGGAACUGAUGCCUUCAGUAUCUGUGCGGAAGGAAAUUCCUAUCCUGAUGAUGUCACGGAAAAAUCAGAAAAUAUUCACAUUGAAUUAAAUUGUGGAGGCUUCUUGGAAGAAGAUUUCCGCAGCAUCCUUCGAACUCCAUCUUCUCUUGGCCGGUCUUUCUCCCACCGCCGCAUUAAUAGUUUACCUUCCUUCGAUCGGUCAUUCUUUCAAGACCGUACUGGUAGUUUCACGGAGUGUUCUAUAGCAGAUUCAGAGCCACAGUUCGAAAACUUGCAGCUUGAGGACGAGGACUGGUUAGUCAAGCCACCACUGUCCGCAGGAGCAUAUGCUGCCAAUUUCAAUGAUGAAGAAUGGCUGGUCACACCACUGAAGCGCUCCCGUGUCAUGAAUGGUAUUGACCAUGAGGAUGAAGAGUGGUUAGUUAAGGCGACGAAACUGUCUGGUGCCAAGGAUGCUGAUCUUGAAGCUGAAGAGUGGUUAGUCAAGUCAGGGCAGCCUAACGAUGCUUUGGAUUCGGACUUCCGCUUCAUACACGAAUUUUCUGAACAAGGUGCUGCAGAACCCUUGCACAUCUAUGUCAGUGACAAGAACGAGGCUGAUUUCCAGUAUGUCAAGGACAUCCUCAAGAAAUCAGGGUUCAGCUGCGGCGAUGUCGACUGGUACGCGUCCAAUCAGCCAGUGAGCCCUGUGGUCUUUGACGAGGCAGAAUGCUCGUGUCAGGAGGUCAGCAUGGCAAGCGAUGAACCUCACAGCAUCGUCAGGCGCAUGCUCCUGUUUGAUCUCAUCAACGAGGUCCUGCUGGACAUCUAUGACUCCUCACUCGUCAUCGGCCCAUGGCACUCACGCUUCGACCUGCGAACCAGACCCAUUCCCAUGGGGUACCAUGUCCUUGAGGAGGUGUGGGCGAAGGUGAGCUGCUACCUGAGCCUGCAUUGGAAGGAAGGCCAGACGGUGGAGGACAUUGUGGCACAUGACCUUAUGAGAAAGGACGGCUGGAUGAACCUGGUAUAUGACGCGGAGUGCACCGCGUUGGACAUGGAGGAUCUGAUGGUGGAGGACCUUCUUGAUGACGUUGUCAUUCAGAUAGUGUUAGAAUCCAUUGAUGAAUGACUAUCCGGAGCCUCUUUUUUUAACCAGCGGCUUGAGCUUCGCAGUAAUCUGUUCAUAAGGCUGAACAGUGAAGUGAUAUCCGAAGGAAUGUACUAGAUAGAUGGAUCGCUUGUCUGUCUCGCAUUGUGCAACAGUAACUGUGUAGAUCAUUUUAAAAGAUUGGCGAUUCUAUGAAUUGUCAAAUGUGGCAGAUGUUGGCCAUGCAUACAAAGUUGGAAACAGAAGGUAAACAAUAGAUAAGAAAUAGCGAAACAGAUAGCAUUAUAUACCUGUUAAAUUCAACCAAACUGUCGUGAGUUUUUAUUAGUCAAUACUGGUAUAUC